This is a messenger RNA of Ylistrum balloti, 1554 nucleotides long. RefSeq names its product Fanconi anemia group E protein-like. The record is from RefSeq and is a predicted model, not a curated record. Bases 1 to 1554 code for a protein of 517 amino acids. Gene Ontology annotation, cellular component: Fanconi anaemia nuclear complex. Gene Ontology annotation, biological process: interstrand cross-link repair. The transcript has 12 exons. Lineage: Eukaryota; Metazoa; Mollusca; Bivalvia; Pectinida; Pectinidae.
AUGUCCCUUACAACUCCACAAUUGAUUCAAAAGCUACCUCCAUCCUGGUGGGGUUUGUUUGGUGCUAUGAGGCUGGACUAUCACCAUGGUGACGCUACAGAGAUUUGGUACCAGACAGAAGCAAAAUCUGAAUAUGGUUGUCGACCAGAUUGGGAUGAAGUUUUAGCUAGUCUGGUUGUGAAGGAGCCAGUUUGUGAUGGAGCCAACCUAAUCUUUAAGUCUAGAUUUGUACAGCUACCAAGUGACAUACAGCGCCAUUUUCUUCGAUUUCUUUUACGACAUCGAGAUGAGAUACCAGCAGAUGGUUUAUCAGAAUUUGUUGAAGAUGCCCAGUCUUACUUUGGGGCUUCGGAGUCAUGGCAAGGUGUUUUACUCAAGACAUUGGCUACUUACAAUAAGGUAAAAAAACAGGAGAGCUCUAACCAACUGUGUGAAAUCCACUAUACAUUUACCAGCGGGAAUCAAAACCUGGCUUCAUUGUUAUGUGAGAGGCUGAGAAAGUCAAGUGAAUCCUGUUCAUGGAAGAAGAUCCCAUUGACCGAGUUAGCAGAAAGAAGACACCAGAAAAUGGAAACAUAUGAUGACAACCUUCAGGUAGAUACUGCCCAUUUCCCUAGAGAAGAAGCUAAUCCUGCGUCUAUGUAUCAGCACGGUACGCCGUGUAUAAAUGAUGCAUUGUCUGCUGAUGUGAUCACCAUUGUCAGUGAUGGUGAGGAGGACACCUCUGAAGAGUUGAUGGAUGUCACUGGUGCUACACUUAUCAGAGACGGGAUUGUAAAAGAAGAACUAGCAUUAAACAAUGAUGUUGAUCCUGUGCUGCUGGGUAAAGGUGAGAAGCUGAGGGAAAGCUGGCAAAGUGGAUCUGAGACACCACCUGAAAUUGACCUUUUCCUUGUAGCCACAGCUGAUCAGAUAAAAGCUGUGUCGCUGGAAUUGAAGUUUGAUUCCUUAACUGAUAACGAGGUUUUGGCAGCAUGCCAAAGUUUAACUACUCUGGCUAGUGUUCUCAGUGAAGCUGCAAGCAUCCAAUUCAUGACCAGUGUUGUGUAUCCCAAGAUUGCAGAAUUAAAUCAUAGUGCAUCUCGUCAACUUCUAGGAGUUAUCUCCCUUGCUGCAGAACACUUUCCCAAGGGUUUGGUUGAGGGAAUAUUUGUGAAGUGUUUAGAGCAAGGCCUAGGGUCAGCCCAGACUGAUAUAUUUUGUAAAGUCAUCAAGACAGGUCUUCAAGCUGCAGCACAAAUACAGAUGAUACAGAAGAUGGCUGAAUGUACCAAAUGUCUAGACGAUAAUAUUGUCUGCAUUUAUCAAACUCUCAUUGAUACCAAGAUGGAGCUCUCUGAGAAUAUUCUGACAGAUGUUUUGAACACAUUACACUGCAGUUCUAGUGGUCUAGAAAAGAAUCUCAAGUAUGGCAAACUAUUGUUAGCCAUUAUCAAUAAACACGGGCAAAAGUUCACCAGUGGAAAUCUCAAUGUCAUGGAGGAAGAAGUACAGAAGAACGGAACAUUCCUGAGAAAGGCUUUAAGUGCCGCACUAAACAAACUAAAGAAGUGA